AUGGAGCGUGCAUUCGAGUGCGCGCCAUAUCCAGAUGUGUUCACUCGCGAGGAACUGGCCAAUAGGAUUAAACUGACCGAAGCCAGAGUACAAGUUUGGUUCCAGAACAGGCGUGCCAGAUGGAGGAAAGAGAGAAAUCUGAGGAACAGCUCGGCUGUCGUUGAGACUGGGGGAGGGAAUCGGUCGGUGGGCGAUUCAAUAGCACGGGGGAAUAAUGCUGAAGAUCACUCUGAGUGCGAAACUCCGAUAAACGACUGUCAUUUUGGCCAAACAAAAAGCGGCUCAGGUGCAGAAGUAACCAAAAAUAUGGGCCAACCCACUAAUCUCAAAAAAGUCAAUUCAGCUCAUCGGCAGACCCCGACCCAGUUGCAGAUGGCUGCUAAUGUUCCUUUAGCGCCUUUCUUUAGAAAUGUGAACAAUUUUGUGAACACAGCUCCUGUAAGUGUUCUGCAGGAAAACAACGGGGCUGUUCACACUGCACCAUACCACAAUCUGUACUCUUUGUCCUAUCUUUGCAUGUAUCAGAAUCUGGUGCGUCAUCAAAGGUCAACUGAAAUGAUAUCGCGUCAACAAGAGUCCAUAGUGACAAAAAUUGAGCAGGAGUGA
Symsagittifera roscoffensis is the source of this 606-nucleotide messenger RNA. RefSeq names its product retinal homeobox protein Rx-B-like. Gene Ontology annotation, biological process: regulation of transcription by RNA polymerase II. The record is from RefSeq and is a predicted model, not a curated record. The coding region runs from base 1 to 606 and encodes 201 amino acids. The transcript has 3 exons. Gene Ontology annotation, molecular function: DNA-binding transcription factor activity, RNA polymerase II-specific; RNA polymerase II transcription regulatory region sequence-specific DNA binding. Lineage: Eukaryota; Metazoa; Xenacoelomorpha; Acoela; Convolutidae.